Messenger RNA from Suncus etruscus (white-toothed pygmy shrew), 996 nucleotides. RefSeq names its product ubiquilin like (gene UBQLNL). Gene Ontology annotation, molecular function: polyubiquitin modification-dependent protein binding. NCBI's taxonomy places the organism in Eukaryota, Metazoa, Chordata, Mammalia, Eulipotyphla, Soricidae. The record is from RefSeq and is a predicted model, not a curated record. Gene Ontology annotation, cellular component: cytosol. Gene Ontology annotation, biological process: ubiquitin-dependent protein catabolic process.
AUGCUGCAUGUCAUCUCUUGAUCAUUUAGAAUGGCCCACAGUCUGUGUCCUUCAGGUCUGCCUUCAGACAAAAACAUCUCUUUAAGUGCCACUCGAGUGAUAGUGAAGACACCAGGUAGUCAAAAAUUUUUUAUAGUAACUGAUGACACCUCAGUGAGGCAGUUCAAAGAGAAGUUAUCUGCUUACUUCAAAUGCAAAAUGGAUCAACUAGUACUGGUCUUCAUGGGCCGUCUUCUCAAAGAUCAUGACACAUUGAGACAGAGGGGUAUCCUGAAUGGUCACACCAUCCACUUGGUCAUCAAGGCAAAACAGGGCUCCAGAUCCCAAGUCCAUUCUUCCAAGAACUUUCCAAGCAAUAAUCCUUGCAGCCAGGACAGAAACAACAAAAACACCAAACGAAACAUAAAUGGAGUAUCUCAACCAGCUAAUCUAAUAUCUCAACCUGUUGAUCUAAGUCACAACUCAGUGGAAUCAGAUGUCUAUUUUAAACCCAAUGCAUCCAAGUUAUCAGGCCAAAACCUGAACAUGGGUAGACAAAAACAUGUUACACCCAGGCUGGAGAAUCCUAUCAGACAGUGGCUUCUGUCCAAGAGGAGCAUCAUUGACCAAUUUAUUGAAGAACAUCCAGCUAUGCAACAGUUGAUGAAGCAGGACCCAGAUAUUUCACACAUCCUCCACAAUUUUGAAAUAUUAUGCCAGACUCUUGAACUGGCCAGAAAGUUUGCCAUGAUCCAAGAGAUAGUGAAGAUCUGUCAACCUACAAAUAAUCUUGAGCAAUCUCCUUACCCACAAUCACCGGGUUUAAAGAUAAUUUCAGGUGGGGAUAAUGUACUAGUUCAGAGGUAUUCUAAUUUCAAUGACCAAAGCAUCAACAGCAUAAAAUAUACCUUUGAGAUCUCAUAUCAUAGAAGCAUGAUGCAGUUGCUUUUGAAGAGACCCAACCUGGUAAUUCAGAUGAUGCUAUUCAUGAGGAUACUCCAGCUGAAUGAACAGUAA